This is a messenger RNA of Phaedon cochleariae (mustard beetle), 1458 nucleotides long. NCBI's taxonomy places the organism in Eukaryota, Metazoa, Arthropoda, Insecta, Coleoptera, Chrysomelidae. The record is from the annotation of a GenBank genome assembly.
AUGUCUCAAAGAGUCAAGAAAGUACCAUCUCUAACACCCGAGCAAAAACAUGCCAGAAAAGUCAGAGCCCUCAGAAGAUUUCGUGCUGUAGUCAGGUUAGUAAUGGCGAACCUGUACUGGCUGGGAGACCUCGAAGAUUCCAGAAUAGGCGACAACGUGAUGAAGAACAUCCAGUUCCUCACAAGGAAGAAAGUGAAAAAGAGCUCGCUAACGCUCCAAGAGAAGGCCAUCCUGUGCAAACCCAAAGAAGAAAGAACGGAAGAAGAGAAACUGAUUCUGAACAAGGUGAUCGGCGGAUUGAAGUGCUUCCGGAGGUACCCGCCGAAUGUGAAGAGCCAGCUGGCGGCUGUCACUUACUUCGUGUACUUUGGGACAGGCAGGCAAAUCGUCAAGCAAGAUCAUGCCCCGUUGGCCAUGUAUUUUGUGCUCUCUGGAGAAGCCAGCGUUACCGUGAGGCACUACGACAAGUUUCUGGAUGAAUGGAUCGAAGAGGAUUCGGGGGUAUUAACACCAGGAACAAUGUUCGGGGAAGUAGCCUUGAUCCAUGGCAUUGUAAGACUCGCCACAAUAACCACCAUCACGCCAUGUGAACUGCUGAUGAUAAAAAAAGAAGACUUCGACACCGUCCUGAAGGAGACCGUUCUGAAAGCCUGGAUAGAAAUCCAGAAAAUCAUGAACAGAUUCUCGUACUUCAAAAACUGGGAUUCUGUGACCAAGCGAGAAUGUAGUAUCAUGUCGAGAACAAAGUCCUUUUCUCCCGACGAAACGCUACUAGGAGACGACACUGGUUUACCCACAUACGUAUAUUUCAUCACGAAAGGCACCUGCUGCAUCAUAGAAAAUUUGAAAAUGAUAGUCCGCGACAAUAAGGGAAUCGAAAAAUACCAGCUAUGGGGUGUUAAUUAUCCACAAGGCGAAACAGCAGUUGAAGAAGUCAGUGCCAUCUUCGAUAAAUACCUAACGAAGGACUUUGAAAGUGGAUCCAAGGGAGGUUUCAUGGAAUGGCAUAAAGACGAGUCGACGUUUUUCACUGGAGGCAUGAUGGCGCCCACAGUGUCUACAUUAUCGACUGCUCCUUCAAGGGUGAUCAGAACAGAAACGCAUUUCAUUAAGGUUUGUGAGCUGGCAGAGGGCGCUUGCUUCAACGUUGGAGAAAACUUUCACAGAAGACGCGUCGUUGCAAUCACUCCGACGAAUUGUCUUCUGAUUCCACGUUACUGGAUACUGAAAAAUAACAUUGACAACAUAUGGAAUAGGGUGCAGCAGUUUUUGAACAAGCACAUUCCUACAUCGGAGCAGAUUUUCGAGAAUUUCAUCCAGGAAAAGAAGUUCAAAAAGUACAGAAAGAAGUUGAUUAAGGACCUGCUGGCAGAGAAGAGAGUAGCAAACAAUAAUUCCAUACAUAAUGUUCCUUACAGUAUCCGUCUCAAGGAAGGUACUGACGUGGAUUAUUCAUGA